Molecule: messenger RNA, 3006 nt
Organism: Entamoeba histolytica HM-1:IMSS
Lineage: Eukaryota; Evosea; Mastigamoebida; Endamoebidae
Product: phospholipid-translocating P-type ATPase, putative
Exons: 1
Coding region: 1-3006 (1001 amino acids)
Biological process (GO): phospholipid translocation
Cellular component (GO): plasma membrane
Molecular function (GO): ATP binding; magnesium ion binding; ATP hydrolysis activity
Source: RefSeq, a predicted model, not a curated record
AUGAUAAUUAAAUUAAAACAAUCUGAUAUUGUUCCAGCAGAUUGUAUUCCUUUAUUAUCAAGUAAUCAAGAUGGAAUUACAUUUAUUGAAACUGCUGCAUUAGAUGGUGAAACUAAUCUUAAACAAGUCUUAGUUCCUAAUUAUUUUAUUGGUAAAACAAUUAAUGAUAUUAAUGAAUUGAAAGGAACUUUAUUAUGUGAAUAUCCACAACCAAAAUUUGAUCAAUUUAGAGGGUCAAUAACAAUAGGAAAUGAUAAAAUUUCAAUAAAUGAAAAAAAUUUAUUAAUGCAAGGAACAAUAAUAAGAAAUACUAAUUUUGUUUAUGUUCUUAUUUGUUAUUGUGGAAUUCAUACUAAGUUAAGUCUUAAUCAAACUCCACCAAAAUUAAAAAAGUCAAAUAUUGAUACAAAAUUUAAUAUUUUUGUAUUUGUUAUGAUUAUUAUUCAAUGUGUUAUAUGUUUAAUUCUUGCUAUUUUAUCAGGACAUAGUCAUUCAAUAAUAAAUGAUCCAAAUGAAGGGUUUUGGUAUUUACCUAAAGAUGAUAUUAAUAACAAAUUUUAUGGAUUAAAGAAAUUUUUUGGAUAUUUUACGUUAAUUUCUUAUAUAAUUCCUAUUUCGUGUCAAGUUUCUUUAGAAUUAGCUAAAUUUGCACAAGGUAUUUUCUUUGAACAAGAUGAUGAUAUGAAAAUUAAACAAAUAAAUAGUAAUGGAAAAGAAGAAAUUGUUGGAAUGAAUGCUAAAUCUACUGGUCUUAAUGAUGAACUUGGAAUGGUAAAAUUUGUUCUUUCAGAUAAGACAGGUACAUUAACAGAAAAUGAAAUGAAAUUCAAAAAGUGUGCAAUAAAAGAAAGGGUUUAUGAUAUUUCAAAAUUACAAGAAAUUUUAAAUAUAUCAAAUAAUAAAAUUAAGAAGAAUAAAGAAAUAAAUGAAAAUACAAAUAAUUUUAAUAAUAAUAAUUCUAAAGAAAUAAAUCAUUCAUGUUCUUUUAUUAUUAAUUCUAAUGAACAAGAAAAUCAAGAAGAAAGUAAUAAAAACGAUAUAAUAAAUUUCUUAAAAUGUAUGGCAUUAUGUAAUACUGUAAAUAUAAAUGAUGAAAAAUUUUCAUCUCAAAGUCCUGAUGAAGAAGCAUUAUGUUUGGCAGCAAAAAAUUGUGGAAUUGAAUUAAUUUCAAGAAAUCAAAAAAGUAUUGAAUUAUUAGAAUUUGGAAUAAAUAAAAAGUAUAAUAUUCUAAGUACUUUUGAGUUUAAUUCAGAUAGAAAAAGAAUGAGUGUUUUAACAAGAGAUGAAAAUGGUAUAAUAACACUUUGGUGUAAAGGAGCAGAUAAUGUAAUGAAUGAAAGAUGUAAUGAAGAAGGAAAAGAAUGUAUGAAGUAUCUUAAUGAAUUUAGUUCUGUUGGAUUAAGGACAUUAGUUCUUGCAAUAAAAACAAUUAAUGAAGAUAUCUUUAGUAAAUGGUAUGAAAAAUAUGAUGAUGCAAUAAAUUUACUUGAAGGAAGAGAAGAAGAAGUAGAAUUAUUACAAAAUGAAAUGGAAAAAGAUUUACAAAUUAUAGGAAUCAGUGCAAUUGAAGAUAAAUUACAAGAAGGAGUUCCAGAAACGAUUGAAAUGUUAUUAAGAGGAGGAAUUAAAGUAUGGAUGAUUACAGGAGAUAAAAUGGAAACAGCAAUAAAUAUAGGAAAGUCAUGUAAAUUAAUAAAUAAUACAUAUUAUUGUAUUAAUGAUGAUACACUUAAUCAAUGUAAAACUACUUUAAAUGAAAUUAAAUUAAAAAUUAAUCAACAACAACAUAAUUUUAGUUUAAUUAUUAAUGGAAAAAAUACAGAUUGGUGUGUUCAUGAAUUAAAAAAUAUUUUUAAAGAUAUUGUAUUACUUUCUUCAAGUGUUAUUUGUUGUCGUGUAACUCCAAAACAAAAAGCUGAAAUAACUAAUUGUGUUAAAAAAAUUACAAAUAAAAUUGUUUUAACUAUUGGAGAUGGUGCAAAUGAUGUUCCAAUGAUUAAUACUGGAAAUGUUGGUGUUGGAAUUUAUGGAAAAGAAGGAAAUCAAGCUGCAAGAGCAUCUGAUUUUGCAAUAAGAAAAUUUAGACAUUUAGCAAAAUUAAUUUUAUAUCAUGGAAGAACUUCUUUAUUAAGAAAUUCUGAAAUUAUUAAAAUAUGUUUUUAUAAAAAUGCAUCAUUCUUUUUAAUAUUAUUAUGGUAUUCUUUUAUAAGUAAUUUUACUUGUCAAGUCGUUUUUGAUGAUUAUAUUAUGACUUUCUUUAAUAUUUUAUUUACUCAAAUUCAACCAAUUCUUAUUGGUAUUUUUGAUAGAGAUUUACAAUGGCAAACAAUUCAAUUAUUCCCUGAAGUUAAUAAAGAAAUUCAUAAAUCAUUACGUGGAAAAGUUAUCAAUUUUAUUCUUUGGUUCUUUUAUGGUAUUUAUCAAUCUCUUAUAUUCUUUUUCGUAUUCUUUUGGUUUAUAUCACCUUCAGAUAUAACUGGUAAAGAUGGAUUAAAUGGAGGUAUUAUUUACACUUCAUUAACAAUUACAUUUUAUUCUUUAUUUACUAUAAUUGUCACUUUAAUUAUUGAAACAAAAACAUGGAAUUGGAUAUUAGUUAUUGGUCAUAUUAUUUCUAUUAUUUUUAUCUUUAUUAUCUAUGGAUUAACUUGUUAUAUUCCUGGCUAUUCUACUUAUGACAUUUCUUGGAAUGGAUUUACUUAUGUUUUCCAAUCAUUUAAUUUCUAUUUAAUUACUAUCUUUACAAUAAUAAUAAGUGUUGCUCCAUUAAUUCUCAAAAGAUUUAUUCAAAGAUAUUUCUUCCCUGAUAUGUAUCAUGUCGUUCAAGAAAUUCAAACAUCUCUUGAAACUAAUUAUGGUAAGAAGAGAAAUUUCUUCUUUGAAGGAAGUAAUGAAUUAAAACAAUUAAUUAAUCAUCGCCUCCCUUUAAUCUCAAAAGAUAUUUCUUUUAAUAGUACCUCUUCUAACAGCCAAAUAAAUGAAAUUGAAUUGGUUGAAGAAAAUUGA